AGGACUUUUAUUUUCGUCUGGCGUUGUGACGUUAUAAGUAUGCGCCGCGCUCCGCUGCAUCUGUUGUGAUUCGGCUGAAGAAAGAAGAAACUCCUGGUGAAGCAGCUGAGAUCCACGUGACAUACAGUUAUAAAGAUGACGUUUAUUAAAGAGGAGAGUGAAGACUUGAAGAUUGAAGAAGCAUUCAGAGUCAAACAAGAAGAGGAACAAACAGACCAGAUGGUGCUGAAAGUGGAGAAUCAAGAACUGAAAGAGACGGAGGAGAAAGAUCAGUAUGAGAAACACCAUGAUUUCAUAACUGGAGAGAAAUCUACUCAGAAUGAAAAGACUUCUUCACAAAAAAGAGCUCAGAAAACCACGUCGAACAGUUAUUUUAGUUGCCAUCAAUGUGGUAAGAGUUUCACUCAAAAACAAAGCCUUAAAAUCCACAUGAGAAUUCACACUGGAGAAAAGCCUUUCACCUGCCAACAGUGUGGACUAAGUUUUACACAUAAAGAAAACCUUAAUACCCACAUAAGAGUUCACACUGGAGAGAAGCCUUACAAAUGUCAACACUGUGGACAGAAUUUUGCACAUAAAGGAAACUGUAAUGCCCACAUGAGAAUCCACACUGGAGAGAAACCUUUUACCUGCACACUUUGUGGGAAGAGCUACUCACGAAAAGAAUGUCUUAAGACUCACAUGCGAACUCACAUUGGAGAGAAGCCAUUCGUAUGUGGUCAGUGUGGAAAGAGUUUCAGAUGUAAAGAAAACCUUAAUCAGCACAUGAGGAUUCACACAAGAGAGAACUGUUUUAUAUGUAAUGAGUGUAGGAGGAGUUUCACAGAUGGGAAUGACCUGAAGAAUCACAUAAUAACUCACAUCAGGGAGAAGCCUUUCAUGUGCCAUCACUGUGGAAAGGCUUGGACAAGCAAAUCAAUCCUUGAGAUUCACAUUAGAACUCACACUGGAGAGAGGCCUUUCACAUGCCCACAGUGUGGAAAAGGCUUCACACAUAAAGGAAACCUUAACAUCCACAUGAGAAUUCACACUGGAGAGAAGCCUUACACGUGUCUAAAGUGUGAAAAGAGUUUCACAUAUCUAAGAGACCUAAAAUGUCAUUUGCAAACUCAUUCUGGAAAGCAACCAUAAUGUUUACAGGAGUAAACAGGAGGUUUACAAAAUACAGCAGUUUCAGAAAUCUGAAAAGACGCUGGUUAUUCACUUCCCCCACUUCCUGCCAGACCCAAGACUCAAACCAGUAACAAGUUGAAGAAAAAAGCAUGUCUGAAAAUGGACUGAAGUCAAUGAGAUUUCUGACAUCACGUCACUUUUGAUCAGAAGGUUCUUAAAUCAUGGUUAGGUUCACAUGAAGACAGGCUGUGUUUGUCUUCUCCACUUUAGUGCUGUUCACUGGGCUGAUGGAGAAAAAUACCUUGGGAAAGAAUGAAACACGCUUUGGUUGACCUACUAGAGGAAAAGUCUUGGGUUCCUGAGAAAAGAAUUGCGUCUUCAAGUGUGUUAGAGAUGCUACUUGUUUGUGCUCCGCAAUAUUGUUUCUUUUGUUCUUUAAUAAAUACAAGUCUGAUUCACACUA
Molecule: messenger RNA, 1576 nt
Organism: Cyprinus carpio (common carp)
Lineage: Eukaryota; Metazoa; Chordata; Actinopteri; Cypriniformes; Cyprinidae
Cellular component (GO): nucleus
Source: RefSeq, a predicted model, not a curated record